Diceros bicornis minor is the source of this 1092-nucleotide messenger RNA. RefSeq names its product spermatogenesis associated 22 (gene SPATA22). The transcript is spliced from 8 exons. Gene Ontology annotation, biological process: meiotic DNA repair synthesis; regulation of meiotic cell cycle; gamete generation. The record is from RefSeq and is a predicted model, not a curated record. Lineage: Eukaryota; Metazoa; Chordata; Mammalia; Perissodactyla; Rhinocerotidae. The coding region runs from base 1 to 1092 and encodes 363 amino acids.
AUGAAGAGAAACCUAAAUGAAAAUUCAACUCGAAGUACAGCAGGCUGUUUGCCUGUACCAUUGUUCAAUCAGAAAAAGAGGAAUAGACAGCCGUUAACUUCCAAUCCACUUAAAAAUGAUCCAGGUAUCAGUACUGCUUCUGACAGUUAUGAUUUCCCUCCUUUACCAACAGAUUGGGCCUGGGACACUGUGAAUCCAGAGUCGCCUCCUUCAACGAAGGCAAUGAAGACAGGGCAAGCACCACAUUCAGUUUCUCAUCCCCUGAGAAGUCAAGAUUUUGUGUCUAAGUCUAUUCAAUCAAAUACUGAAAGAAGCAAGAGUGGUUGGAGCUACAGAGAUGGCAACAAAAAUACCAGCUUGAAAACUUGGGAUAGAAAUGAUUUUAAGCCUCAAUGCAGAAGAACAAACCUAGUGGCAAAUGAUGGCAUAAAUUCUUGUCCAGUGAGUUUGGGCACUCAACAACAGAAACAAUUAAGAAUAUCUGAACCUCCUAACUUGUCUCACCACAGAGAAACUGAAAUACUCAGACAAACACGUUCAUCAGAAAAAUCUGGCUCCACAAUGAGAGGUCUAGACAAAAACAAUGCAUUACAGGCAUUUAAGCCAAAUUUUCAACAAAAUCAAUUUAAGAAAAAAAUGUUGGAUGAUAUUCCAGAAGAAAACACUCUCAAGGAAGCCUCAUUGUAUCAGUUAAAGCUUAAGGAAAAAGAUAAUUCUUUAAGAAUUAUAUCUGCAGUUAUUGAAAGCAUGAAGUACUGGCAUGAACAUGCACAGAAAACUGUACUUCUUUUUGAAAUAUUGGCUGUUCUCGAUUCAGCCGUUACAUCUGGCCCAUAUUAUUCAAAGACUUUUCUUAUGAGAGAUGGGAAAAAUACUCUGCCUUGUGUAUUUUAUGAAAUAGAUCGUGAACUUCCAAGACUGAUUAGAGGUCGAGUUCAUAGAUGUGUUGGAAACUAUGACCAGAAAAAGAAUAUUUUCAAAUGUGUUUCUGUCAGACCGGCAUCUGUUUCUGAACAAAAAACUUUUCAAGCAUUUGUUAAAACUGUAGAUGCUGAGAUGAGGUAUUAUACUAAUGUAAUGAAUGAAAUUUAA